Molecule: messenger RNA, 805 nt
Organism: Oxyura jamaicensis (ruddy duck)
Lineage: Eukaryota; Metazoa; Chordata; Aves; Anseriformes; Anatidae
Product: aldehyde dehydrogenase family 3 member A2-like
Exons: 4
Coding region: 67-771 (234 amino acids)
Biological process (GO): aldehyde metabolic process
Cellular component (GO): cytoplasm
Molecular function (GO): aldehyde dehydrogenase (NAD+) activity
Source: RefSeq, a predicted model, not a curated record
GAGCUGCUGACGCAGAGAUUCGACCACAUCCUCUACACCGGGAACACCGCUGUGGGCAAAAUUGUGAUGGCAGCGGCUGCCAAGCACCUGACGCCCGUCACCCUGGAGCUGGGAGGGAAGAGCCCCUGCUACAUCGACAAGGACUGCGACCUGGCCGUCGCCUGCAGGCGGAUAACGUGGGGGAAGUACAUGAACUGUGGGCAAACCUGCAUUGCCCCGGACUACAUCCUGUGCGAGCCGUCCAUCCAGAGCCAGGUGGUGGAGAACAUUAAGGCGACUCUGCAGGAGUUCUAUGGGGAAGAUGUGAAGAAGUCUCCGGAUUAUGAGAGGAUCGUCAACAAGCGCCACUUCAAGAGGAUCGUGAGCCUGCUGGAAGGCCAGAAGAUCGCCCACGGGGGAGAGACGGAUGAGGCCUCCUGCUUUAUAGCACCCACCAUCCUGACGGACGUUUCUCCGGAGUCCAAGGUGAUGGAGGAGGAGAUCUUUGGCCCGGUGCUCCCGAUUUUGUCAGUGAAGGGCGUGGACGAAGCCAUUGAGUUCAUCAACAGUCGGGAGAAGCCCCUUGCCCUCUAUGUCUUCUCCAACAACAAGAAGGUGGGUCAGGGCUCUGUGCAGCUCGAUGCUGGGUGCGACCGUCCCAGGCAUGGCUCGGCUGCUGCUUGUGGGUGGAUUGCAGCUUUUGUCUCCUGUGGGACAGACGUGUCCGCAGGCAGAGUUGCCAGAGCCUCCAGGGUCCAUGCUGAAGCACUCAGGAGCUGUAUGGCAUUGUGAAACAGGGGUGGAUUAAAGGCUGAAUUUCCUGUUU